UAGGUUCCCGCCGGCCUGUCCUCCGCCUCCGACCACACAUGUUGGGUGCGUUUCGUCCAACGUCCGUCUCGUUUGGCGGUUUGCUCUGGAAAGUACCAUGGAAACUGUCACCAACAAGGAAAGCAAAUGCCCGUGCGCGGUUAAAGAGAGUUGACGCGGUCAUUGAAGCCGUACGGGAAAGUGGCAUCCAAUGCAAUGCCUUGGACCGUGCACUUCAACUUCCCAGAGAACAUGAAAUGCACCCGCGGGACAAGUACACGGUAUUCAGUCCUACCUCUAGCGGCUAUCGUAAGGGCAUUCACAAGGUGCCGAAGUGGACAAGAUUGACGCUGAGAGUCAACCCGAAGGGAUUUUAACAAUUGCUACACUACUUUUCCACUGGGCAGCCGCAUUAUGUAUGUGACGAGACCAAAUAUGUAUUGCAGUAGUCGCCCGCUAAAACAAGACGACCUGGAUCCUUCCUUCCUU
This is a messenger RNA of Pisolithus orientalis, 468 nucleotides long. RefSeq names its product mitochondrial 54S ribosomal protein YmL31. Lineage: Eukaryota; Fungi; Basidiomycota; Agaricomycetes; Boletales; Pisolithaceae. Gene Ontology annotation, molecular function: structural constituent of ribosome. The record is from RefSeq and is a predicted model, not a curated record. Gene Ontology annotation, cellular component: mitochondrial large ribosomal subunit. The coding region runs from base 39 to 356 and encodes 105 amino acids. The transcript has 4 exons.